CAAAGAUGGCGUCGGCGGCGUCGCGAGAGGAGCGCGUUUCCUCGGAAAUUUUGCGAGGACUCGCCCGGCAUUUAAACUGUCUUGGCGAAGAUGAGAAGUCAACACGGAAAAGAGCUUUGGAGUCCAUCAAGAAGGAGACUGUGGAUAAAAAGCUCUCGGGUGUCGUCCUCCAGGAGCUUUUCUCAGCCCUCCUCAAGCCUCUCCUCAAGUGUGUGUCAGACCCGAUGGAAAGAUGCCGAGAAAUCGCCUUGUUGUUAAUCAGCGAGUUUAUUCGCUGCGUCCCCGAACCGCACGAGUGUUUGCCUUAUCUCAUGCCAUCCUUGGCUCAGCGCUUCGGCGAGCAGGAGCUGCUUGAGCCGGCGGAGGAGCUUCGCUUGUCGGCUAUGCAGAUGUUGACUCUGACGGUGGAGGUGUGUGGAAAGCAGCUGGCGCCUUACCUGAACGAAAUGAUAAACAUAUUGCAGAGGACCGUGGUCGACCCUUUCCCAGACGUCAAAAGAGAGAGCUGCAAAUGCACUGUGACCUUUGCUAAAUGCAUACCAGAGCGCUUCCACAUGCAGGCCGAGAGCUUGGUGAAGCCGCUCAUGCAGACGAUCGCUCAUCAGCACUCGAGGGUGCGCGUGUCCAUCAUCGAAGCCACCGGUGUGGUCAUUCUGCACGGCACCGGGAAAAACGUGGAUGACGUCCUUUCUCACCUGGCACAGAGACUGUUUGACGACUCGCCGCAGGUGAGAAAAGCUGUGACAGAGGUCGUCGGCGAUUGGCUGCUCAACUUGCCGGACAGAUACUCUUAUUUCCACAAACUCAUUCCACUCUUGCUGAGCAGCCUGACCGACGAGAUUCCCGAAAUAAAACUUUUGGCAGCUGAUUUAUGGCGGCGGGUUGGCGCCCAGUGGGAGCAGGAGAACGAGGACGACCUCAAGGACAAGAUGGACUUCCUCCUCACGCCGCCGCCCUUUUACCCACCGGGAGUCCAGCGCCCAGGUCUGGGCUGUCGAGAGCUGGUGGUGAGGAAUCUGUACAGAUUCGUGCCCGCCGUCAGCCACGACCUGACUGACUGGCUGGUUCCCACUCGGGUCAGAACCUCUCAGCUGCUGUCGGUGCUGCUGCUCCAUGCGGAGAACCACAGCACGCAGCACCUCCAGCCUCUCCUGGCCCUCUUCUACCGGGCCUGUACUGAUUCUGAGAGGAUUGUGGUCCACAAUUGCCUGGCUGCUGCUAAACUGUUGGGCACUUUCGUCCCGCCCAACAUCUUCCUCAAGCUGCUCCUGGACCACAUCAACGCUCCUGCCUCCGCCUGCUACCCGUGGUCUCCGCUCAUGGUGCUGGGGGCUGUGCUGGGAGGGUGCCCCAAAGCCCUGCUGGUACCGCACCUCGGGCAGGUCGCCGCCACGCUGGCCCAGCCUCACGUCCGCCAGGAAUAUCAUCAGGUUGCGUACUUGGAGCAGUUGCUGGCCUGCGUGGACGUGCUGACGCGCCAGUGCGGUUCCGACUGCGCCGGGGUCAGCCUGGAGCUGCUGCAGGUGCUGAUCACCGUCCAGAGCCUCUCCCAGGAGCCUCACGUCAGCCAGAAGGCCCUGGAGAGCAUGCAGCUUUUGCGCGAGGUCCAGGGCCUGGGCUCGAUCCCGGAGCUCUACAGGAGACACAUGGCCCAACUGCUGGACUGGCUGGCCGUCUCCGUGCGCAGCUGGUCCAUCUAUUCCACGGAGCGACUCCACUUCCACAUCAUAAUGGUGCAGUCAGGUCCAGUUAUUGGAGAGUUCGUUGGCAAAUUGAUGCCCCUGCUGUACACCUGCCUCGAACCAGAGAAGGACGUACAGCUGAAGAUGAACGUUUUGACCACGCUCACCAAGUUGCUGAUGGAUGCGGGCGACACGUUGAACUCUAAGGGGCUUUUUCAGCACGAAUCUAAGACGUUCAUGCUCAAGUUGCUUUCUGUGGGCUCCACGUGGAAAGGGGGCCGCACUGCCGCCGCCAUGCGGACCGCCAUGAUCAGCUGUCUGCUGGCACUGCUGCACGGAGGCUCCGUCGCACCCGAGGAGGUGCUGAGCUUAAAAGUCAAUCUGUCCGAGGUCGUCUUCAACAUUCUACAAGACGACUCUCCCAUGAGCCGGCUGCUGGCCUGUCGGACGCAUUCCGCCAUCCUCAGAAUGGUGGGACCCAGUCUGACCGAGAGUGACCUCAACAGCCGCUACCAGUGCCUGCUGAAGAGUCUGGACGACAGCAGCGAGGAAGUCCGGCACGAGGCCCUGCAGGGUUUGGGACUGUGGUUCUCCAGCCUGGGGGGCAACUACAACCUGCGCUGUUCCUCCGGGCACCUCCACUACAUCCUCCAGCAGCUCCUGCUGCACCUGGACGACCCCGACGGCGCGAUGCAGGAACAAGUGCUCGAAGUUCUGAUGACAGCCAGCCGCAUCUUCCCGUCUUUUGUCAAGAAGGAAACGGAGGACGUGAGGGACAAACAUCGGUCGGUUCAACACUGCGACCGAUUGCUGCAGCACAUCAACUCAAUCCCCCGAGACCCCGCACACGACCAACAUUCCACCCAAGAUGAUGAACAAGUUUCACUCGAAUUGAACGAGAAUUCAACAACAACAAGCGGGCCAGGCCUUGUUUGAUUUGAUUCAUUUUUCAGGUUGUUUUCUCAUCACUAUUGGCCAG
Syngnathoides biaculeatus (alligator pipefish) is the source of this 2661-nucleotide messenger RNA. RefSeq names its product dynein axonemal assembly factor 5 (gene dnaaf5). The record is from RefSeq and is a predicted model, not a curated record. Gene Ontology annotation, cellular component: cytoplasm. Lineage: Eukaryota; Metazoa; Chordata; Actinopteri; Syngnathiformes; Syngnathidae. Gene Ontology annotation, biological process: outer dynein arm assembly; inner dynein arm assembly; cilium movement. Bases 6 to 2618 code for a protein of 870 amino acids. Gene Ontology annotation, molecular function: dynein intermediate chain binding. The transcript is spliced from 13 exons.